AAUCUUUUCCCUCACUUACCUCCAGAUGGGCUUUCACACUGUAGUCCUGGCCACGUUACUUCUGGCGGGCGUGAUUGCGGCGUAUCCACAGAAAGACGGGCAGAUCUUCAGCAAUGAGGCGAUACGGCAAGCUCAGAAUACCUAUCUUAUCCCGAAGGAUGCGACUAUACAAAAGGUCCAAGAGGGCAUCGAAUUGGCCGCCUACGAAUCGAUCCCCGGGGACCAGAGGAUCAAUCUCUUCGAGAUCUUGGGCGAACACGUUCCACCCGAGGUGGUGAACAACCUUCAGAGCCAGAUUGAUCAAAUAGGUCGAAAUUAAGCUCUCCCCUCGCGCACAAUUCGUCGUCAUCGUCAUCGUCGUGUAAAAAUUAAUCAUACCCUUAAGUGCCUUCGUAGAAAAAGUAUUUAUAUGAACAAGUGUUUCCCUUGUAUCUUGCUUUUGUAUCUCACGCAUUUCUUUUUACGUAUGUGAAGAGUUUCCACUUUUCGUAAAUAAAUGUAUGGGAAAACAGCUUA
Molecule: messenger RNA, 516 nt
Organism: Wasmannia auropunctata (little fire ant)
Lineage: Eukaryota; Metazoa; Arthropoda; Insecta; Hymenoptera; Formicidae
Exons: 1
Coding region: 26-319 (97 amino acids)
Source: RefSeq, a predicted model, not a curated record